AUGCUUGAGCCCAUAACUUGGCCGAAGUCUAACAACUACGAUGCCUAUGAUGGCGAUCAUCGAGACAGCAUAUACACGCUAGCGCUAGCUUAUAUGAAAGCCGACCAAUACACACUGGCGAAAGUCUUACUGGAGGGAGUCGUGACAUCCGAGAAGCAUUUGUCCCUCACAACCGAGGCAGCCCGUCUCUCAAGAAUGGACACACUGGCACAGGUGUAUGUUGUACUAGGUGAGGAGUACAGAGCAGAACCACUGUUUGACGAGAUAAAUGCUUUACGAGCACAAAUGUGGGAUCCAGAUCCGGAGUCACAAUACCAGCUCAUGGGAAUGCGCAAUCUCGUGACAACAUACCUCUUCUUCGGUUUGUUCGAGAAUGCGGCAUAUAUACUUGCGGAUAUAGUUCGCGUUACGACGAGGACGCUUCACCUUAGCCAUCCGACUCGACUCGAGAAUAUGGCACAGCUAGCAGCGGUGUCACUCAAAACCGGCUCCAACGACAACGCCAUUGAACUGCUCGAAGAAGUGUUGCGACUCGGAGAUUCAAAAAACCCGCCACGCCAUUGUGUGGUAGUCGAUUUAGCUGAAGCGUACAUUCGGAUUGGUAAAAGUGACAAGGCCUUGAAUUUUCUUGAAAAGACGCUCGAGAACGACACAUCUGCAACAACAAUGACCGAAGACCACAAAAUUGGGCUCUGGAGGAAGCUUGCAACAGCAUAUGGCACAUCUGGGCAAUAUCUCAGAGCUGUUUCAUCGCUACAAGAGAUCUUGCAAGUUGACGAGAACAACGGUGACCCAGCACGAGUCGGCUUUCUGGAAGCUGAUUUGGCAACUGCAUUCAUGAAUCUCGGCGAUAUCGAUAAGGCGGUAGACUUGCUGGAAGACGCGAUUUCCAGAAUCGUGCAGAAGCACACUCCGGCAGCGUAUCUCCUGUCGUCCAAGUUGGCACUCGCAUACAUGUGGACGGGCUCAUUCGCCAAAGCGAUUCCUGUGCUUGAGCAGUUGAUUCAAGCAAUGCAGGUAGGCAAGAAGUCCGCUGACAGCGAAUUGAUGCUCGAAGAGUGCAAGCUUUCAUGGGCUUACUUCCAGACUCGGAAUGUCUUCAAGGCCACCUAUCUGCUAGAUGAAGGAAUGCAGACACAGACCUUGGUUUACCCGUUCAAAUAUGAAGUUCGCUUGCGUCUGAUCAUUGAACAGGCGACCGACCGCUUGGUUCUGGAGACUCCCACUGGAACAUUUGAAGCAACAAUCAUGCUUGAAGCUGCGGUUGAGCUGGAAGAGAGGUACAUGAAGGUGGACUUCACGAGCUUAUCAGACACGCAAUUCAAGCUACUCGACGUUUACAGACAGGCAUCUGAUUUUGACAAGCUUACUUGGCAUCUCGAGAACGUCUUGAACGAGCGACUAAAGUCAUUGAGUGGCGCCGCCAAAGGACCAUUUUUGGAAAAUUGGUUUGAUGCCUGGCAAGACUAUCUGAAGAAUGAUGAUGAAGGCAUAUUGUUGUUGGAGACAGCCACUGCAGAUGACCUGAAAAGUUCUGAUGGAGAUGAUCUGGAUGCUGUGCAGCAUGCAAUGGCCGGGAUAUACUUACGGAGUUCUAAUGACAAGAAAGCCGUGCCUCUGUUGGAAGCUAUAUUCGAACGCGAAUCCGCGACACUGACCCUGGAAGAUAUUCACCGACUUGAGUGCAUGGCCUCGCUUGGUAAAGCUUAUCUCAAUCUCAAAGAGUUUACUAAAGCCAUCGAUAUGUUUCGAGCUCUCAACGAUGCCUUCGACGUCCUCCCCUUUCAGGAUGAACGACGUUUGACGACAAUGUACUCUUCAGCAUUAGCUUACCUGAACGUAGAUCAGCCUACACGAGCUGCUCAACUGCUCGAAGAGGUCGUCAUCAUUGAAGCAAGAUUGCUCCCAGAAGAUCAUGCAUGGCGUCUUUUGUCGAUGCGAAGGCUAGCUCAAGCUUAUAUGGAACUCGAGAAAAUCCGGAAAUUGGAGGAUGCUGUGUCACUGUUGCAAAAAGUGACGCAAAGAGGGCGAGAAACAUUACACACGGAUCCUCAGGAACUGGCGAUCACAGAGGCAAUGUUAGCUGAUGCGCGAGACACGCUGGCGAAGACUUUGCAGCUGCAAUCGAGAGACCAGAUACUCGCGAGUGCAUCUGCUUUGAUGAGAUGGGCGUGUCGAGAGAUCACUUCGAGAGCUGCCAUCAUGUUUUGA
Aureobasidium pullulans EXF-150 is the source of this 2211-nucleotide messenger RNA. RefSeq names its product TPR-like protein. The record is from RefSeq and is a predicted model, not a curated record. The transcript has a single exon. Gene Ontology annotation, molecular function: protein binding. Lineage: Eukaryota; Fungi; Ascomycota; Dothideomycetes; Dothideales; Saccotheciaceae. Bases 1 to 2211 code for a protein of 736 amino acids.